AUGGGGUGAUGUAUGGGCAGUGUGUUAAAGUAUUAGAACUUAACGAGAAGAGCGUAACGUAGUAUUUUUUAAAUGCCGCGCAUACAUCAUGGUCAGUAGUUCGUGCUCAAGAAGGCAUAGUCUGUGGUCGUAUAGAUAAUCUUUAAUCUGUGGUCGAUCAGCAGAAAGUGUCGUGUGGCUCAGUAUUUUCGAUUUUAUAAUAAAAUAAGGAUUGAAUUAAGUUAUUUUAACAAUUGUGAUGUCAGAACACGUACUACCGGCUGAAGAGCCGGUGCGGUUCGUAGCCCCGAUAAUUCAAGAUAACCCGACAGGAUGGGGCCCCUGCGAAAUGCCGGACCAAUUCAGGGAUAUGCCCUACCAGCCUUUCAGUAAAGGCGAUCGUUUGGGGAAGAUUAGUGAUUGGACUGUCGUGCAGGAUAAAAAAUACCAGAAUAAGUACGCGUCCCAAUUUGGCGCUGGUUCGUCGUAUGCAUACUUCCAUGAUGAGGACGAAAGUACUUUCCAUCUGGUUGACACGACGCGUGUGCAGAAACCACCGUACCAACGCGGCAGGGCCAGGGGACAGCGUGGCCGAGGUGCAAGAGGAGCUCGUACGCCUGGCGGUAUGACUACGUUGAGCAAGCAACGUGACCGUAAGCUUGGCAAGAGGUGGGGCCAAAGAGGUGCACCUAUGAAGAUUCGUGAUGCUUCAGUCACAGUUCGACCAACCUGGGUCACUAUUGAAGAUAUGGACUUCCCUCGUCUGGCUAAACUAUCAUUACCAGGAAUCAAGGAAGGAGAGGAUAUUGCGUGUUGCGGUACUUUGGAGUACUAUGACAAGGCUUAUGACAGAGUGAAUGUGAAACACGAAAAGCCACUUCAGCGCAUUGACCGCAUCUUCCAUACGGUCACAACCACAGAUGACCCAGUGAUCCGUCGUCUCAGUAAGACAACGGGUACUGUUUAUGCCACCGAUACCAUUCUCGCAACCAUCAUGUGCUGCACCCGCUCCAACUACUCCUGGGAUAUAGUUAUUGAGAAGAUUGGCGACAAGCUGUUUUUGGACAAGCGCGACAAUACGGAGUUUGACUUGCUGACCGUCAACGAGACGUCUGUCGAGCCGCCCGCGGACGACGGCAACUCGAUCAACUCACCGCGCAAUCUAGCGCUGGAAGCCACGUUCAUCAACCACAACUUCAGCCAGCAGGUCCUGAAAUCUGGUCCUAACGAAGCGAAGUACAAGUUCCCCGAAGCAAAUCCGUUUGUCUCCGAAGAAGAAGGAGAAGUGGCGUCCGUCGGGUACCGCUACCGCAAGUGGAACCUUAACAACGGGGUGGUUUUGGUUGCACGGUGCGAGCAUGACGCCGUCAUGCAGGGUCCUCAAAACGAGACCCAAUUCCUAACGAUCAAGGCGCUCAACGAAUGGGACUCCAAAGUCGCCAACGGGGUUGAAUGGCGGCAGAAACUCGACACACAGCGGGGUGCUGUACUCGCUAAUGAACUGAGGAACAAUUCCUGCAAGCUCGCCAAGUGGACUGUUCAGGCUCUACUAGCUGGUUCAGACCAGGUCAAGUUCGGCUACGUGUCCCGCACACAAGUGCGCGAUAACUCCCGUCACGUCAUCCUGGGCACUCAGCAGUUCAAGCCGCACGAGUUCGCUGCGCAGAUCAACCUGUCCAUGGACAACGCGUGGGGCAUACUGCGUUGCAUCAUCGACAUUUGUAUGAAGCAGAAGGACGGCAAAUAUCUGAUCAUGAAGGACCCCAACAAGCCGCUGAUCCGUCUGUACGACAUUCCCGACAACACGUUCGAGUCUGACGGCUCCGAAGAGAGUGGGGACGAGCCCGCAGACACUCCCUUCGCGCCGCUCUACUCAUACGGAAACUCCAAACGAGUUUAGAUUUCAUAUAUGAGUAUAGUUCAAGAGCCGGUGGGAAGUAUCAAUGCAUGAUUUCAUCUUUUUAUUUUAAACUAGCUGCUGGACACGUUUCUCGUCCGCGUUUAUAAUGGGAUAAAAAGUAGCCUUUUGUUACUCGGCGUUAGAUAUAUCAAGUUUAUUGGUUUCCUAAUUAAGGCAUAAACGAAGGACCCGAUUGUUUGACAUAAAUCGUAAGCCUUCCAAAUUCCACUGUUCUGUGUCAAACGAGUAGUUUGAUAUCCGUCCAUCAAGUUAGAGAAUGACUGAGUGAGUCAUCUAAGAUUGUGCUAAAAACCUACAAUGAAUACAUAUCAUCAUACUAAAUGACUCAAUGGCAAUUUAUACUAAAUAAUGAUUUUAAGGGUCUGAAUUUAGUAUAAUGAUUUGUGUUAUUGUUACUAGAAUAACUGAUCGCACUGGACUUCAUGAUAUACUUUCAAGGUUUUUAAUUGCACUCCCUAUGUUUUUUCACCAUAAACGACGAAAUCAUGUGGAAGAAGUUCCCAAUGGCUCCCUACCUAUCCAACCAAGUCUUACUUUUGUAUAACUUAAAUAAUCAGAUGUAUUAUUUCAUAUUAUUAUACAGUGAAAUAAAAGUCUUUUGGUCACA
This is a messenger RNA of Pararge aegeria (speckled wood butterfly), 2507 nucleotides long. RefSeq names its product eukaryotic translation initiation factor 3 subunit D (gene eIF3d1). Gene Ontology annotation, cellular component: eukaryotic translation initiation factor 3 complex; cytoplasm. The record is from RefSeq and is a predicted model, not a curated record. Gene Ontology annotation, biological process: translational initiation. Bases 239 to 1879 code for a protein of 546 amino acids. NCBI's taxonomy places the organism in Eukaryota, Metazoa, Arthropoda, Insecta, Lepidoptera, Nymphalidae. Gene Ontology annotation, molecular function: translation initiation factor activity. The transcript has 10 exons.